AUGACGAAACUCUACAGAAUAAUAAUUACAAUUAGUAUUCUAUAUUUAUCAAACAUCGCCGCAUCGAACAAUAAUUCUAAUGAUGGAUUGCCACAAUCAAUUAAUGAACUCAAACAAUAUUAUAAUUUUAUUAAAAAUUUAGAACAACGUGGUAUUUUAAAUACAAAUACUUCUACUACAGAAAAACAAUUAUCCAUUGAGCAUGCAUCAAAAUUAGCUGGACGUCAACAAUUAUUAACUGAAGAAGAAUUGAUGACAUGGAAACAACGACAAUUAAUUAUAUCAUUUUCAAAUGUGUUAGCUAUACUAGCUGGCAUAACCGUUGUUAUAGCAUUAAUAGUAUUAAUAAGUAUUAUAACACUUCCAAUACUACGUAAUAUACCAUCUUUUGUUUGGAAAAUAUUCUUUUUUAUUCUAUCAAUUUGUUUAAUAAUAUUAGUUCAUAAUUCAUGGUUAAUAUUUUUAGGUUGUCUGACAUUUUUAGCAACACUGUCCUAUACAACAAAAUUUCAUUUUUCGCAAUUUCGUCAUGCUGAUUUAGUAGCAUCUUGGAUCUAUUUUUUUGUUUGCAGUAUUGUAGCUAUUUAUCAACAACAUCGUGAAGCUGGUUAUUUAGCUAUUAUGGCUUUAGAAACAUCAUUAGGCUUUGUUAUAAUUGCUGGCGAAUUAGUUAUUAUGAUUGGUUUUCACGAUAAAAAAGCUAUUCCAAGUGGUAUAAUAGCGUCAUGUGUUUUAAUUCUUAUUGGAAGUUUUUUACACUUACAAAAAUAUUCAAAUAUAUUAACAAUUCCAUUUACUCGGCCGUUGUUAUUUUUAGGAACAUUUGUCUAUUUUAUUGGAUUGAUUAUUCUCAGUUCUCGAUGGUAUACGAAAAUGGAUAACAAUCUACUUCUAUUUUGGUUGCUACAAUUUAUUGCAUUUUCCAGUGGAUUAAUAGCAAUGUUAAUGGGCCCAUUACUUGAAUUACCAUUUGUUCAAGCUAUUGGCGGAACAAUGUUCGUCACAUGGUUACUGGAAAAAUAUGCAGAAAUUGCUCCACAUGACACUAAGAUAUCAGGUGCUGCUAGUUUGCUAGGUUUUGGCUUUCUGCUUUAUGGAUUUGCAUACUUUUUAAAAACACAUCCUGAAUACUUUAUUUUCCAUAUAUACGCUUCACAAUGA
Molecule: messenger RNA, 1161 nt
Organism: Rotaria sp. Silwood1
Lineage: Eukaryota; Metazoa; Rotifera; Eurotatoria; Philodinida; Philodinidae
Source: the annotation of a GenBank genome assembly